GUUCCUAUUAAUCUACUUUUAUGUACACACCAAAACCACAAAACUAACUCAUUAAAUUAAGGAAUCAUCUCCCUGACUUUUAGGCUUGGGGAAAGAAAACAUUAAACACCUUAAUAAACAAAUACAAUCCUGAUUCCUAACUAUUACUUCUACAUAUUCAUCACAAAUGGUAAAGUCAUCAUCCCAAGUAAACCCAAACAACAACACUAUCAUAUUACCAUCUUCAUCAACAUGGGGAAUUCGAAACAGCUUUCAAUUCCUCACAAUCAUACUCCUUACUCUUCUUAUUUCUCUUCUUUACUUAUCUCAAGAUAAUGGAUCAUCCCCAUCCUUCACACCUUCACCGCCAUUGAAGAACGAUAGUUCAUUAGAAAAAUGUGAUUAUUUUAAUGGGAAAUGGGUGUAUGAUAAUGGAACGUUAUACCCUUUGUAUAAGGAGAAUGAGUGUAGUUUUAUGUCGGAUCAGUUGGCUUGUGAGAAGUUCGGACGUAAGGAUUUGAGUUAUCAGAAAUGGAGAUGGCAACCUCACCAUUGUGAUCUUCCAAGGUUCAAUGCAACAGCAUUACUGGAGAAGCUAAGGAACAAAAGAGCUGUGUUUGUUGGAGAUUCUUUGAAUAGAGAGCAAUGGAUCUCUAUGCUUUGCUUAGUGGACUCCUCUAUUCCUCCUCCUCUCAAAUCUUUAUACAUUAAUGGCUCCUUGUUCACCUUCAAGGCCAUGGAAUACAAUGCAAAAAUAGAGUUUUAUUGGGCUCCACUGUUAGUAGAAUCAAAUGCAGAUGACCCAAUAAAACACAGUGUGCCAGUGGCGGAGAGAAUAGUGAGAACUCAAGCAAUUGAGAAGCAUGCUACACAUUGGACCAACGCCGACUACAUCUUUUUUAACUCCUAUUUGUGGUGGAGAAUGCCUGUCGUCAAUGUUCUAUGGGGAGCAUUUGAAAGUCCAGAUGGAACGUAUAACACAAUUGAAAUGUUGAAAGCUUACGAAAUGGCAUUGAAAACUUGGUCAGAUUGGUUGGUGAAUCACGUUAACCAUUCUAAAACUCGGAUUUUUUGGAUUAGCAUGGCUCCUACUCAUGAAAGGAGCCAAGAAUGGGGAGGGGCAGACGGACAAAACUGUUACAAUGAGACAGAGCCAAUCAAGAGAGAAAAUUACUGGGGAAGUGGAUCAGACCCAGUUAUGAUGAAAUUGGUAGAAGAUGCAGUUCAAAAUCUAGCAACAAAAGGGUUAAACAUCCAACUACUUAACAUAACUCAACUCUCAGAAUAUAGAAAAGAUGCUCAUUUAUCAAUUUAUAGGAAGCAUUGGGAGCCCUUAACUCAACAACAAUUGUCUAACCCAAUUGGAUAUGCCGAUUGUUGUCAUUGGUGUCUUCCUGGUGUUCCCGAUACUUGGAAUGAAAUUCUCUACGCCUUUUUAGUUUAGUUUAAUUUAGUUUAGUUGCAUAAGAGAUAUAGAUACUUCUUUUGAUUUUUAAUACUCGUAAUAUUUGAUAUAUUAAUUUUUUUAUAUAAGGGUUAAGUAUUCUGAGUAUUAAUAACUAGACGAAGUAUAUAUACCUAAAUUUAAUGCUUUCCUAGUUGAUUAUUGUUUUUCAAAGGGAAUUGUAUAACAUACAUUUUUAAAUAAUAAUAAAAAAGAUAAAAAUA
Messenger RNA from Amaranthus tricolor (Joseph's coat), 1647 nucleotides. RefSeq names its product protein trichome birefringence-like 34. The coding region runs from base 167 to 1423 and encodes 418 amino acids. Gene Ontology annotation, molecular function: O-acetyltransferase activity. NCBI's taxonomy places the organism in Eukaryota, Viridiplantae, Streptophyta, Magnoliopsida, Caryophyllales, Amaranthaceae. Gene Ontology annotation, cellular component: Golgi apparatus. The record is from RefSeq and is a predicted model, not a curated record. The transcript has 5 exons.